Messenger RNA from Diaporthe amygdali, 5007 nucleotides. RefSeq lists its product as uncharacterized. The transcript has 3 exons. The record is from RefSeq and is a predicted model, not a curated record. NCBI's taxonomy places the organism in Eukaryota, Fungi, Ascomycota, Sordariomycetes, Diaporthales, Diaporthaceae. Gene Ontology annotation, molecular function: protein binding. The coding region runs from base 1 to 5007 and encodes 1668 amino acids.
AUGUGGAAAAGGUUGAAGUCUAGGAAGGCCGACCCCAAGGCGGCGGAGGUCGAUGAUGGGAGGGGUCGGAGCCCCCAGCCAAAGAUCGUGGUGGACUGUGAUGAUCAACCACCACGAAGUACAGCUUGUAGUGACUUCGGAGAUCCCCUGAACAUGAGUGAUCGUUUCCCAUCUUUGAGGAGGAAGGCUUCUGUGCAAAGCAACAUAUCGGACGUCUAUGGCAACUUGAUGCCUUCAUCUUCGUCAACACUUGCUAGGCAACGCUCACAAGAUCGGCGAUCUGAUCCAUUGGGGCUCACUGUCUUGUACACACCAGAGCCAGGACAGCGCACAGUUGACAUUAUCUUUAUCCAUGGCCUUGGGGGGACGAGUCUUCGCACGUGGUGCCGGAAUAGAGAUCCAAGCUAUCUCUGGCCCAAGCACUGGCUCCCAGAUGAGACUGAUCUGUCGACGGCACGUAUCCUGACGUUUGGAUAUCAUGCGCACUUCUCCUCAAAGAAAGAGCAGACGUCUUUGACCCUCAAUGACUUCGCGAACGACCUUCUCUUCCGGAUGAAAUACGACGAGGAGACAGAGGAGCGGCUGGGACAAGUCCCAAUUGUUUUUGUGGCCCACUCUAUGGGCGGACUUGUCGUCAAGAAGGCUUACAUCCAUGGCUCAAUGAACGAUGAAUACAAGGACAUUGUCUCCAAAAUCAAAGCAGUGCUAUUCCUGUCAACACCACAUCGAGGCACCGACCUAGCAGAUAUUCUCAAUAAGAUCCUCUCCGGUUCUGUCUUUGGCCAUUCCCCCAAGGACUACGUCAACGAAUUGACGAAGAAGAGUCCCACCAUCGACGAGCUCAACGAGCAGUUCCGCCACCAUGCAUCCAAGCUGCAGAUCUUCUCCUUUUACGAGACCUUGACCACCACUGUUGGACCGCUGAAGACACUCAUCCUCGAGAAGCACUCGUCUGUGCUUGGCUACCAGCACGAGACUCCCCAGCCACUCGUCGCCAACCACCACGACGUGUGCAAAUUCAGCAGCCCGGAGGAUCCGAACUACCAAUCAGUCAAAGGAGCGAUCCGCAGUAUCGUCAAUAAGGUGCGAUGCUCGAACGAGCACAAUUGCGAGGACGAGAAGAACCUAUCGAUCCUGAGGAAAUGGCUGGGAGUCUCUAAUCGCCCGCACGACGACCUGGUAGACACCAGCGCGAACCGCAAGCCCGGCACAUGCGAAGGAUUGAUGCAGGCGCCUGAGUUUGGCAAGUGGCUCGACUCGGAGCUGCGAUGCCCACAACUGUUGUGGACGCAUGCGCCACCAGGCAGUGGGAAGACGCACCAGACUUCGUUUGUGAUUGACACUCUUGUCGAGCGGAACGCGAAGUGUGUCUACUGGUUCUUCGAGUAUCGGGACGCGCGCAAGCGAUCACUGAGGAACAUGCUGCGGUCGGUGGCGUAUCAGAUCGCAGCUCAUGACCCUACAUACCGACAGUCGCUUCUAGACAUGCAGCGAACCGGCACCAAUGUCAUGAAUGGAGAUGCCCACACAAUCUGGCGGAAUGUACUUGGUUCGAAAUUGUCCAAAUGCCAAUCUCGCAUCUACCUCGUCAUUGACGCACUAGACGAAGCGGACUCGGCUAGGACUCUGCUUGAGCUCUUUGCUGGUUUUGGUACUGUCCCACUGAGCAUUAAGAUCCUCAUCAUGAGCCGACCACUCUCAAGCAUCCGAAACUCGAUGUUGCGGCUGCAAAAGAAAGCACCGAAUGUGAUCUUCAACGAGAUGGCCUUGACCGACAAUCUGAAUGAUAUUCGCUUGGCAGUGACCGAUGAGAUGGACGAGUUUCCGGGCGACGAGGAGUUCAAACAAGACAUCAUCAAGGAGAUCGUCUCCAGGUCCGAGGGUAAUUUUCUUUGGGCUAGUCUUGUGCUGAAACGAAUCCUCCAGUGCCACCGACAAGAGGACGUACAGAGAGUUCUUCGCAGCACUCCAGACGGCAUGGAUCAGCUCUAUGAGAGGAUGGUGGAGGCAAUCGCCAGUCUUGAAUUGGAAGAAGACCGUAAUCUGUCCAAGAUCUUCCUCUCGUGGGCCAUGUACUCUGUCAGACCUGUCGGCAUGGACGAGCUCAAGGACGUCUACUCCGCAGAGCUGUCUUCCCUCAUUGACCUGAGACACACAGUUGGUCAGCUCUGUGGAGAAUUCGCUGCUCUUGAUGGCCAAGAUCGUAUCGGAUUGGUCCAUCAGACAGCGCGCGAAUACCUGAAAAACACCAAUGCGCUGCCAUUUUCAUUGGCCGCCAUUGAAGUCAAUGAAGAGCUUCUGUCUCGAUGUCUCACAUCACUCUGUGAUCCUGCUCUCAAGGGCCAGAUGAGACAGGGCAAAGCCCCUCAGUUCCUCACGUACGCUGCUGCGUCUUGGCAUAUCCAUAUGGAGCGAUCGUCCGUGGACUCGGACAGGGCCCUUCAGAUGCUGGUCAAGUUCUUCCAUGAUAGUGCACCUCUGUCAUGGAUCCAGUACCUCGCCACGAACGACCAACUGCCAUUGCUAGUCACAAUUUCCGCCUCCCUCCAAUCUUUCGUACGCCGACGCAGAAAAGCAGAUUCAGCCAAGCCCCCCACGAUGCAUCGCAUACUAGAGCUGGGCCUUUUGGAGGGUUGGGCGGUGGAUCUUGUCAAGAUGACGGGCAAAUUUGGCAACCAUCUCGCCGAAGACCCGGAGGCAAUCUACAAAUACAUUCCAUCAUUGAGCCCGCAGAACUCGGUACUCUACAGGAAGUACGCCGACAAUUCAACAUCAAGGAUCUCGGUCUCCGGGCUCUCGGGCGCUGAGUGGGAUGACUGUCUUGCAAGAGUGACUAACGGGUCUGACCCUUCGCUGCAUGUCGCUGUCUCUGCGCAACACUUGGCUGUAGCCAAUGACUCACCGAAUGGGACGAUUCGUAUAUGGAACAAUGUCAUUUUCCAGGAGGUCCAUACAUUCAGCCCUGGUGAGCCGAUAUGCUCAAUCACCUUCAGCCCGUCGGGCUCCCUUCUUGCCGUCCAUGGCCUCGACCACACCUUCAUCUGGAGGGUUGAUGACGGUUUGCUUAUGGCCAAAGUCAACAACCCUCAUCAAGAUCGUGCAGACACCCUGGCUUUCGGACCCCAGGAGAAGUUCAUCAUCAUUGCCACCAAUCUUCGCCGGGUGUAUCGACUGAACCUUGAAAGUGAGGACCAGCAACUGUCAUGGAUUGCGUUCGACGAAUCACUUCUGGAGGAGACAGCCCUCCCCGACGGAGCGUUCAUCAACUCGCCUUCGUCCCUCGCCUUCAACCCAGAUUGUACCCAGCUUGCAGUGGCAUACAAGGGCUUUCCGCUCUCCAUCUGGAGCCUCGACCCACCAGAGAUGAUAGCUCGCUGUUCAGUGCGCCGCCAAGCCCAGGGCCACACCACCAGCACGGCCUGGACCGGCGUGACCCGCGUGGUUUGGCACCCAUUCAACGGACAGGUGCUCGGCAUCUACCGCGACGGGCAGAUCUUCAAGUGGGGGCCGAUGGACGAUACACAUGAGGAGGUGAAGCAGGAGUUAGAUGCGACGCCGUCGGAGAUCACUGUGGCGCAGAACGGCCUCGUGUUUGCGACGAGCGACGUCCGCGGCACCAUCAAGAUCUACGACUUCGCGCACAUGGCGCCCAUGUACAAGCUCACCAGCGACGACAUCAUCAAGGCCGUCGCCUUCAGCCCAGACAGCCGCCGCUUCUACGACCUCCGUGGCUCGUACUGCAACGUCUGGGAGCCUAACUGCCUCAUCCGCCUCGUGGAGGGUGGGGCUGGUGGCAGUGGGGCUGAGGUUGGCAAGGACGACGACAGCAUCACUAGCUCGGAGCUCAAAGAGCGCACUGACAGCUGGAGCAUCGCGCCGACGGACAGGGAUGACUCGCGGAGCACGGUAACGUCGCUUGCUGCUUCGGAGGCCCAUGCUGACUCCCGCCCCGCCAUCACGGCUGUUACGCCUGCGCGGGAGAACCAGCGCCUGGUGCUGUAUGCCAAAGACGACGGGACCGUCGAGGUACUCGACUCUGGGCGGCAGCGAUCGCAUGUGCUUGCGCAGUCUGCGUAUGGGAUCGCCGUUGGCCCUGCUGCGCUAGCUCCGAAGGGCAACUUCGCCGCGUAUAGUCUGCUCAACGGGCGGGUGACUGUCAAGAGUGUCAAGGUGUCACUCAAGUCUGGAAAGCUCAUUGCGAAGGAGAUGCUGGUUGAGAAGUCUGAUGUCGGCCGUGGGAUCGUCAGGCAGGUCCUCUUCCACGGCGAGGCGGAGCGGCUGCUCAUCUGCGCGUCGAAGAAGCUCGAGGUUGUGUGCUUCAGCAAAGACGAUGUCAAAACGGUGACGGAGAGGGAAUUGGAUGAUACUGGGACCUUCCAGGUUGCAAGAUGGGACCACCAUCCCACCGACCCGAGCCUGUUGCUAGCGUUCACUGCUAGCAGCAUCGAGGUUUACUCCUGGGACGACGUCACGAGAGCCAAGUACACUGUUCCCAUCGACCUGUCACACGGGAAGGGAUUGAUCUCGCUGCUACCUGAGGCUUCGGGCUUGGCAAUCGAGGACAUUGUUCCCUCACCCCGAGACAAGACCCACAUGGCGAUGGUAUCAUUCGAGGAGAACAAUAACAAGGUCUUCGGCUUCAUCAUCCUCGACACCUCACCUCUGCAUGGCGACGACGCGGCAGCCGCCACGAUACUCCCCAUCGACAUUCCUGAGAAGGUUGGCCAGCGCAUUGAGCAGCCAGUGGGCUUCUUGGAGGAUGGCAGGCUCGUGUUCCUCGACGAGGCCCUGUGGGUUUGCACGACAAGGCUGGGGCCAUCAGGUGCAACCGGUGGUGAUAACGCCGGCCCAACCGUGAAGAGACACUUCUUUGUGCCGCGCGACUGGCUGAAUAGCGCGGGUAUGGCUCUGUGUCGCGUGCAACCUGAUGGUACGUUCUUGUGUCCGAGCAAGGGGGAGCUGGCGGUAGUGAAGGGUGAUCUGGGCACCGACUGGGGUGGAAUCUGA